AUGGAGAGCCUUCCGUUUAAACCGUUAGAUAAAGUUAUUGACUUGGCACUGGAAGCGAGCAUUCGACAACUUGAUUAUAUAAUCAAUUACAAAGAUCAUGAACAAGAGUUAAAAGAACUCAUUACGACUCUUAAAAGUAAUAAGAAAACGGUAGAUGAGAAAGUUAAAGCUGCUAAAGACAAUGUAAACCAAAUGACACCUACUGCUCGAGAUUGGCUCGACAAGGUGGCAACGAAGCUGGAAGAAAGUAAGGAGUUUCACGAUGACAAAAUGCUUGAAUCCAAGACAAGUUGCUUUAGCGGGGGGUGCUCUAGCGGGGCUCUGCCUUUCUUGUGGCACAGGCGUCAACUUGGCAGGAAAGCAAAGAAGAUAUUGGCACCGGCAAUCAAAGAGCUAAAUCAGGAAGCACCCAACAUUCUUGCAAAUAUUUCACUUCCACCAGCUGUAACGUUUGCGGAUAUCAAUCCACUUGAUGGUGACUAUCUUGAAUUCGAAUCAAGGAAGGGUAUAAUUGAGAAAAUCCUGGAGCAACUAAAAGAUUCCACGGUGAGAAUGGUUGGACUGCAUGGGCCUAGUGGUGUGGGCAAGACCUCUCUCGUCAAACGAAUUGCAAAGCAGGCUGGCGACAGCAAAUUGUUUGAUACGGUGGUCAUGGCAAUCGUGAAGAAAGAUCCAGACCUUCUAAAGGUUCAGCAAGAUAUCGCUGACGGUUUAAGAUUAACCUUUGGAAAUAUAGGUGAGAAUGGGAGAGCAACACUUCUGAGGAAGAGGCUGAAACAGGAGAAUACCUUUGUGAUCUUAGAUGACCUUUGGGAUGAACUGGACUUGAAUAAGAUUGGGAUUCCAUUUGAUGAUGACGAUGUCGUUUCAAGCCACGUGACUAGCAGCAAAAAGGAAGAGGAAGAGCAAACGGCAAGUGAAAAUUCUCCUGGCAGUUCUGGCACCAGCAAGCGGGGAUGCAAAAUUUUGGUCACCUCAAGAUAUAAAGAACUGUUGCUCGGUAAGAUGAAUGUUAAAGAAAAAUUAAUUUCCUCUGUCCCCAAGUUAGAUGAAAAGGAUACUUUGACAUUGUUCAAGAAGGUGGUUGAAAUGUCAAAUGAAAUUCCCAAGUUCAACCCAGAAACCCUUCAUAAUUAUUGUGCUGGGUUACCAAUGGCAGUUAUUAUAGUCGGAAGGUGGUUAAUGAAGAAGAACAAGCUAGAGUGGGAAGGCGAACUAGAAAGACUAAAAAACCAACAAGGAUCAAAUGAGGUGCACAGGUACAUGGAGAAUUCUGUGAAGAUGGGUUAUGAUCAUCUAGAAAGCGAGGAGCUCAAGUCCAUUUUCCUAGUGUGUGCUCAAAUGUAUCAUCAGUCAUUAAUUGUUGACUUGGUGAAGUACUGUUAUGGUUUGGGCAUACUUAAUGAUGUCCAUACACUGAGGGGCGCCCGUCAGAGAAUAUCCCAGUCAAUCCAGAUGCUAAAAAAUUCAGGCUUGUUGGAUAGUAGUACUUCCAACGAUAAUUUCAAUAUGCACGAUAUAGUUCGAGAUGCUGCUCUAUCUAUAGCGUGCAAGAAUCAAAAUGUAUUUACCCUGAGAAACAAAACACUGGAUGUCUGGCCUCACAAGGAACAACUUGAGAGGUACUCUGCAAUUUAUCUACACAAGUGCCAUAUUGUGGAUGGGCUCCCAGAACGUGUUAACUGUCCUCGGCUUACAUUCCUUUAUAUUGACUGUGAUGAUUCAACUUUGAAAAUACCUGAUACAUUUUUUGAAGAAAUGGAAGAACUCAGAGUUUUAGUAUUAUCCGGAAUAGAUUUGCAGAGUCUGCCGUCUUCAAUCAAAUGCUUACCAAACCUCAGAAUGCUUUGCUUGGAGAAAUGCACUCUUCGUGACUUGUGCGUUUUAAAUCAUUUGAGAAAGUUGAGGAUUCUUAGCCUUUCAGGAUCUAGAAUUAAAGACUGGCCAACAGUGUUGGAGGGCCUAAGAAAGUUACAGUUGCUAGACAUUAGCGAUUGUUUUAUAAGCAGCUCCACUAAGUCUUUAUCUUUAUCAAGCUUCCCUAAUUUGGAAGAAUUGUAUAUAGAAAAUAGCUUGACUAAAAUGGAGGUGAAAGGACAGAUAAAUCACAGUCAAAUUUCAGCUCUUUCUGAGUUGAAACAUCUGCAUCAGUUGAAUACUUUAGAUGUCUACAUUCCUAGUGCUGAACUUUUGCCAGCAGACUUGUUCUUUCACGAGUUGAAUGAUUACAAGAUUGUGAUUGGAGACUUUGAGACAAUUUCGAUCGCAGAUUUCAAGAUGCCCAAAAAGUAUGAAGCUUCAAGAUCUUUGGCACUGCAGCUAGAACCUGGCAUGGAUAUUCACUCCCUGAAAGGAGUCAAAUUGCUACUCAAAGGAGUGGUGAAUUUCCUAUUGGGAGAGCUACACGGGGUUCAAAAUGUAUUUUAUGAGCUGAAUCUGGAUGGAUUUCCAGAUCUGAAACACUUUUCCAUCGUAAAUAACAAUGACAUUGAAUACAUUGUGAAUUCAAUGGAGUUGUCACAACCUCAUGAUGCUUUUCCCAGUUUAGAGUUCCUCAGCCUGUUCAACCUAAAGAACAUAAAGAAGAUAUGUUGCAGUCCUAUUACAAAUUCCUCAUUCUCUAGACUAAGGAUAAUCAAAGUGAAGAUGUGCCCCCAAUUGAAGAGCAUAUUCUUCUUUUACAUUGUUGAAUUUCUUACUAGUCUAGAAACAAUUGAUGUCUCUGAAUGUGAUUCUCUACAAGCAGUUAUUAGUAAAGAAGAAGGAUCCAAGAAGGUUGUGCUUCAUAAGUUAUGCUCUUUGACGUUACAGAAGUUACCAUCAUUUGUCAGUUUUUACAACAAUGCAGACAUGCCUUUGGAACCGGAAUCUAUGGAAAAGCAAGCAAAAAUCACUGAGGACAUAGGAAUUGUCCCAGCAGAGGAUGAGCAGAGUUCCACAACUUCCUUUUCUCUUUUUGAUGAAAAUGUAGAAAUUCCAAACUUAGAGAGCUUGAAGUUGUUCUCAAUCAAGAUCCACAGCAUAUGGAGCGAUCGAAUUUCAAAUGAUUGGUUUCAGAACUUGAUAAAAUUAACGUUGAUAGACUGUAACUUGACAUAUUUAUGCUCAUUGUCUAUGGCUCGCAGUCUCAAUAAGCUAAAAAGCAUCUCCAUAAGUGAGUGUUCACUAAUGGAGAAGUUAUUCAUCAGCGAAGAAAAUAACAAUGAGUAUUCGAAGGAUUGUAUCUUUCCUAAAUUGGAGGAAAUCCAAUUGAGUCGAAUGGAGAUGUUAAAAGAAAUAUGGCCACGUGAAGAUGAAGUAAGGGCAGAUUCAUUUUCUAGUAUCAUUUCUGUUGAUAUUAGCCAAUGCAAUAAGAUUGACAAGAUUUUUCCUAGUCACAUGAAAUGUUUGAGUUUGAAAAGCUUGAAGGUUUAUUCGUGUGAGUGGGUGGAAUUCAUUUUCAAAAGUAGACUUCCUUCGCAACAAAGUGACACAAAUAAAUCUGCAUUAUUGGAGGUUAUUGAUUUGGGUUCUCUCCCUUAUCUAAAGCAAGUAUGGAGUGAAGAUCCAAAAGGAGUGGUUAACUUCACAAAUGUGCGGAGUAUAGAGAUUUCUUCAUGUAACACUUUGAGCAAUGUGUUGCCAGCUUCUAUUGCCAAGGAUCUUGGAAAACUAGAAAGCUUUUGGAUAUACUCAUGUCGUAAUUUGGAGGAAAUCAUUGCGUACGAUGGAGGAUCAGAAACAAGCAGUGAAGCAUUGGAGUUCCCUGAAGUAGUCUCCAUGUCAUUUAGUAACUUACCAAGCAUCCGAUGUUUGUACAAAGGGAGACAUAUUGUAGAGUGUCCAAAGUUGAAGCAACUGAGAAUGACUGGGUGUCCAAAUCUGGAAAUAUUCAAAACAGAAAGUGCCAAUGAACAAGAAACAGCAUUCUUAUCGCCUGAAAAGGUAAAAGUGCUUACCAGCAAAACCUAUAACAUUAUUGUAUUCUAUAGUCUAUAUCUACCACAUCAUGGUCAUGACCUCAUAGGCAUCAAGCAUAAAUUGAAGGAGAAAUUAUUACUAUAA
Molecule: messenger RNA, 4044 nt
Organism: Arachis duranensis
Lineage: Eukaryota; Viridiplantae; Streptophyta; Magnoliopsida; Fabales; Fabaceae
Product: probable disease resistance protein At4g27220
Exons: 3
Coding region: 1-4044 (1347 amino acids)
Molecular function (GO): ADP binding; ATP hydrolysis activity
Source: RefSeq, a predicted model, not a curated record